GUAAUACAGCCAGUCUGCUUGUGUUGCAUCCAACUCAGUAGUCUACGGUGCUCCCUGCCAGAUCACUUUCCUUUUCUGUCCUGAGGCGCCUUCGCCCUCCCCCGGGACUCCCCUCCUCUCUUGUGUCUUGUCUAUCUUUUCUCGACUUGUCCAUUUUCCCUCUCCUCACUCGCUCGCCCCUCGAGCUCGACUUAUUCCCGAGCCCACCGUCCAUUUUCAUCUCCCAGCACGUCGUAUUUGUUCAUCUCAUCUGGCGCGGCAUCUUCACUGAUUCUGCUUGCAAUUUUCCGUGGUUUGCAUCUCCUUCGCAUUGUUCCGGUAGCGCCCUUUGUCUCGGAGCUUCGCUACUUCAUAGAGAUCAGCCACUGCGUUCCAGUCACGAUAGCUAUAUCCAUCUCAGCGUUUGCGACAGUCCAGCUUGUUUUCCCUACACGUCACUCCUGCCUUGCAUCCGGCCCAGGACUCUUGGGGAUGCUGGAGCUGCUCUCACAAACGACAUCUACUACGUAAUAUCUAAUAUCUAAUCCGGUCGACAAAACGAAGAAGAAAAAAAAUAGAAGAGCCAGAGUCUGGUACUCUCGAUCAAGGACUUGCUGAGAGCUUCGCUGUUCUCGGUGACCCGGCCAAGAAAUCGAUCGUUCAGUCGCGUCAAUUGCGACCAAUUCGCGGAUCUCGUCAGCUCCACCUUCAGACUCACAUUCAUCUGAGCUUAGAUCUUGACCUGAGAUGAGUGGUCAAACGGCAGGUCAUCAAAUUGGCUCAUAGCACUCGAAUCUGCUUUUGGGGUUGCGAGGUCUGCCACUCCAUCACCAACAACUCAGCAGCUCGAGUUGAACAGGCACCAUGCGUUGUGCUGUGGUCUUGGCAACCUGGGCCACCACUGCUCUGGCCUUCUACCCCUUCAUCCCGUCAUACAGAGAGGGUGACUCGCCAACGACGUACAAGCUUUCGCAGAAGAGCUCUGCUCAGAAUGGCGCGCCGCCGGCGGACAACGCAGACCGCGAAGCCCGACGCCUGGUCCGCAAGUUCAGCUCAAAGCCAUCCCACAACGUGCGCGGCUCCGAGACCUUGGUCGCCAGAGAAAACAAAUACCCGAUCGACACAGCAGCAACCCCUUCCGACCCGAACAGCGCUGGAAUCGACCAAGACGGGACAGACUUUUCCUACUUUAUCGAAGCAAGUCUGGGAUCCACCGGCAAGACCCUAUACAUGCUCUGUGAUACCGGAGCUGGUACAACCUGGGUGAUGGGAACGAACUGCAACUCAAAGGCCUGUGGGAUGCACACAACGUGGAGUCCUUCUGAAUCGACCACGUCAAAGCCCGUUGGCACCGAGUUCACACUCAACUACGGCACGGGGGCUGUCAACGGCACACUGACGGAGGAUACGAUGUCUAUAGCCUCUGUAAAGGUCACCAUGGCCUUUGGAGUGGCUAACACGACCUCUGAUGACUUUGCAAGUUUUGCGUUUGAUGGGAUCCUGGGCUUGUCCAUGAACAACGGCUCGUCUGACAACUUCAUGGGCAGUGUCAAGGAGGACAAGCUUCUCAAAUCCAACGUGUUCAGUGUGGCUCUCGACAGGGCUGAGGACGGCCCCAACACGGGACAACUCACCCUGGGUGGCACCGACCCGGCCAAGUUCACGGGAGACAUCACCUAUACGGCCGUCAACCCUGAGGCCAACGGGGACUGGGCAAUUGCCAUGGACGGGAUGGGCUACGACAGCAACAAGGUCAAUGUCACCGGGAGGUUCGCCUACAUCGAUACCGGGACAACCUAUGCUUUUGGACCGCCCGAUGAUGUUGCGGAUCUGCACAAGAUCAUCCCCGGUGCCAGCAGCACUGAUAAUGUGACUUACACUGCCCCAUGCAAUAGUGACAAGCCCAUCACUGUUACGUUCUCGGGCGUUGAGCGCAACAUCUCGGCCAAGGACUGGCUGUCAGAACCGUCCGACAAGGGUAUCUGCACAAGCAACAUUUUCGGCCGCGAAGUUGUGGCUGGCGCAUGGUUCCUCGGGGCCGUCUACCUGAAGAAUGUGUACACCGUCUUCGACAUCGACCAGACCCGGAUUGGCUUUGCAACCAAGGCCGCGAGACCGCCAAACACAACCAACAACAGCACUACAGGCACGUCGGAGACUUCGCCGGGAGCGGCAAGUGCUGCGGCGGAGACAAACGGAGUCACAACGUCUGGAGCCUCGUCGCUUGGAAGACAGUUGAUGGUGGGGGCUUACACGUCGGUGCUGUUCACCGUUGGCAUCAUGGGCAUACUAGCACAAUGGUGAAGUAGUGGGCGAAUGCAAGCGAGAAGCAGAGAGCUUCACAACAAAAGGAGGCAUUAUGAGAUAUAUAUAUUCAUUCCACAGCAAGAUACCCCUGGAACCUCGACCGGAAGGUUUUGAUGGCCAGCCCAGAAAACGGCCCGAGAUGAGAUGGGCCGGGCAGUUUUUACACAUGCGCGCAUAUAUGGCACAUUGUAAUGUGUAUAUCAGCAAUAUACGCAGGUUAAUAAUUCAAUUCACAGCAUUUUGACAA
Molecule: messenger RNA, 2533 nt
Organism: Diaporthe batatas
Lineage: Eukaryota; Fungi; Ascomycota; Sordariomycetes; Diaporthales; Diaporthaceae
Exons: 2
Coding region: 844-2283 (479 amino acids)
Biological process (GO): proteolysis
Molecular function (GO): aspartic-type endopeptidase activity
Source: RefSeq, a predicted model, not a curated record